UGAAGAAAGCCAAACAAAGGCCGUUCCACAUAUACGCAGCUUAGCUUGUGCUCUUCAGUUUGUGUCCUUUAGAAAACAAAUAGUCAGCUUUCAUCCGAAUUUAUCUGGUCAUGGAAAAACAAGUGUUGGGAGGGCUAGAGUGGAGGGUCAAUGUUCCGGACGGAACGUCGGAGUUACCAGCUCCUGAACGUAGCUAUUAUUGCAAACCUUGGUUGGCAUUGAAGGGCUUGGUCGGAGGGCUCGUGGCGAGGGUCCUGAAAUUUCUGGAGAAGGCGUGGGCAUUAGCAGUUUUGGAGCCUAAGAAAGUCAUUCAUGGCAUCAAAGUUGGGAUUGCUCUGUCCCUGGUUUCGCUGUUCUACUACAUGAGGCCUUUAUACGAUGGUGUCGGAGGAAAUGCUAUGUGGGCUGUCAUGACCGUGGUGGUGGUUUUUGAACACACUGUUGGAGCUACACUAUGCAAGAGCAUAAAUAGAGCCACAGGCACAUUUCUUGCUGGGUUACUUGGCAUAGGUGUACACUGGGUGGCAAGUCAGUCAGGAGAAAAACUCGAGCCCGUAAUUCUUGGAAUAUCUGUUUUCAUACUGGCUUCAGCAGCAACAUUUUCUCGGUUCAUGCCAUCGGUAAAAGCACGAUUUGAUUACGGUGCCAUGAUCUUCAUACUCACCUUCAGCUUAGUUUCAGUAUCCGGUUAUCGCGUUGACAAACUGGUUGGAAUGGCGCAUCAGAGAUUAUCAACAAUAGCUAUUGGCACAUCCUUAUGCAUUCUCAUCAGUAUGUUUGUCUCUCCUAUUUGGGCCGGUGAUGAGCUUCACCGGCUCAUCCAUGGGAACAUGGAGAAGCUCGCUGAAUCUCUCGAAGGUUGUGUUGCAAACUACUUCAAGGACAAUCAGAGUGGGCAUCCAAGCGAAAAAGACAAUUCCAAUAAAACACAAGCAUAUAACUGUGUGCUAAACUCAAAGGCCACUGAGGAAUCUAUGGCCAAUUUUGCGAGAUGGGAACCUGCACAUGGCCCUUUCAAUUUCCGGCAUCCCUGGAAAGAGUACCUCAAGAUAGGAGCUCUCCUGCGCAACUGUGCUUGCUGUAUUGAGGCACUCAGUGGUUGUCUUAACUCUGAAAUGCAGGCAACCGAGCAUUUAAAGGAAUAUCUCAAAGAAGCCAGCAUGGCAGUGUGCUCACAUUCAUGUAAUGUCUUGAGAGAACUUUCAAUGUCAGUGAAAACAACGACCAAUUCAUCCAAGUUACAAUUAUCAGUUGGAGAGAUGAAUUUCGCACUACAAGAACUGCAAAAUGCCCUGAAAUCUCUUCCUACUCAACUCAUUCUUCAGCAGCCACUUGCUGACGAAUCUAAUGAGAAUAAGUCGACCACUACAAAAGAACGUGCACCGCCUGUCAUUGGUGUAAUACCACUGGCAACAUUAGUGUCUUUGUUGACAGAAAUUGCGGCAAGAAUUGAAGAAACUGUUGAUGGAGUGGUCAAGUUGGCAGAGUUGGCAGAGUUCAAGGCCUCCAAUGAGGAGAAAAUAGCACAAAAUCAGUCCGCUAGCAAAGACCAAAGUUCAGAUAACCCAAGUUGUGAAGCAGAACCAUGA
Messenger RNA from Syzygium oleosum, 1589 nucleotides. Its product is annotated as aluminum-activated malate transporter 10. The coding region runs from base 111 to 1589 and encodes 492 amino acids. Gene Ontology annotation, cellular component: plant-type vacuole membrane. The record is from RefSeq and is a predicted model, not a curated record. The transcript is spliced from 6 exons. Gene Ontology annotation, biological process: malate transport. Lineage: Eukaryota; Viridiplantae; Streptophyta; Magnoliopsida; Myrtales; Myrtaceae.